GAGAGCAAGCGGACAGCACUGAGAAUGGACACCCAGUCAGACACAGACUACUGCUUUGGAGAGUGUGUGAAGUGCAGGAAAGCUGUGCGUGGAAUUGGGCAGGCUUGCCGAGCACUGGGUCAGCUGUACCAUGAUGACUGUUUCACCUGCUGUAACUGCAGUAGGAAACUCAGAGGGAGCCCAUUUUAUUACAUGUCUGAACAAGUCUUCUGUGAGGAGCAUUUUUUGCAUUCUAGAUUGAAAUGCUCUGUUGACGUCUGUGACUCCUGUGGAUUCCUAAUUACUGACAUGGCUGUGCAGGCUGUGGGGAAAUCCUUCCACCCUACCUGCUUCCGCUGUGUCGUCUGCAACCAGAGACUGGAGGGGGAGCCUUUCAGUGUCGACACACAAAGCAGGAUAUACUGUGUAAAAGACUUCCAAAGAAGAGGGCGUUCACCUGCACACUCUAUUGGUCAACUGAUUUGGAGGGACAGGUCUCUUGCUCCAAGCUGUGAAGCCUGUGGGCUGCUUAUCCUGCCCUCUGAGGGUUCUGUGGAGACCAUACAAGUGGUGUCCAUGGAUCGAAACUACCAUGUGGAAUGCUUUCCAUGCAACUUUGGAGAGCGUUCUAUUAAAAACACUUGACUUUUAGGUCAGGUUUAUUUAGAGAGAUUUAGUGAAAAAGAACAUAUGAAACAUCAUAAGCCAC
Colossoma macropomum (tambaqui) is the source of this 688-nucleotide messenger RNA. RefSeq names its product LIM domains containing 1b (gene limd1b). The coding region runs from base 25 to 624 and encodes 199 amino acids. The record is from RefSeq and is a predicted model, not a curated record. The transcript has 8 exons. NCBI's taxonomy places the organism in Eukaryota, Metazoa, Chordata, Actinopteri, Characiformes, Serrasalmidae. Gene Ontology annotation, cellular component: transcription regulator complex; P-body; nucleus. Gene Ontology annotation, molecular function: transcription corepressor activity. Gene Ontology annotation, biological process: negative regulation of hippo signaling; regulation of DNA-templated transcription; cytoskeleton organization.